Molecule: messenger RNA, 1101 nt
Organism: Pedinophyceae sp. YPF-701
Lineage: Eukaryota; Viridiplantae; Chlorophyta; Pedinophyceae
Source: the annotation of a GenBank genome assembly
AUGAUAGCACGGAUCGCGCUUGGCCCGGCAGGCCUCGCGAGGAGGGUGGGGAUGGUGAAGAAGACGGCGAUGGAGCGCACGGCCGCGAAGGCUGCGCAGGCCAACACGAUGCUUGGCGUCAGGGUGGCGCCCCCGCCGGGCGCCGCGAAGCGCGAGGUGACGGUCGAGAAGCCCGCGGACGACCCGUUCCUUGAUCUCGGGCUCGACUGGAAGGUCCUGGAGGAGGCUGGCGCCAUCCGGGUGCGGCAGCACGUCAACCCGCUGCAAAAGCAGCACCAGAUCCCGGCGACGGGUCUCGAGUGGGACAAGGUCUUCGCGGACCCCAAGCUCCCGCUCGUCGUCGACGUCGGCUGCGGUCCCGGCCGCUUCCUCCUCCUGCUCGCCAAACGCUGGGGCACCGAGGGCCGAAAGUGCAACUACCUCGGCAUCGAGAUCCGCACCAAGAUGGCCGAGAGGGCGAACAAGUGGGCGAAGCUGCUCGGUCUGGACGGCAACGUGCACUUCCUCGCCACCAACGCGACGAUAUCCAUGAAAUCCCUUCUGGAAAAGUACCCGGGGGACCUGGACCUGGUGUGCGUGCAGUUCCCGGACCCGCACUUCAAGCGCAAGCACCACAAGCGCCGCACCGUCCAGCCGCAGUUCGUCGACGAGGUCACGGAGCGGCUCGCGCCUGGCGGGCGCGUGUUUCUGCAAAGCGACGUCGAGGCGGUGGCGAUCGACAUGCGCGACCAGUUCGAGGAGCGGCACGCGGAGAAGUUCGAGCUCGACAAGGCGCACGCGGAGGGCCGGACGUUCCCGGCGCGGCAGGCGCGCUUCUAUGAGGUUCUGCAUGACCGGAUGACGGAGGGGGGGAAGAAGGCGGUGAGCGGGGCGGAGGUGAUCGUGGAGGGCGCGAAGCACGACGAGCUGGAGCUGGACGGGCAGUGGGACGGCGACGACGGGGGGUCGUUUCGGAGCAAGUGGGCGCAGGCGGGGUGGCUGGUGGACAACCCGCUGCCGGCGCCGACGGAGCGGGAGGUGUACGAGCUCGUGAAUGAGAAGUUCGGGGGCGUCGCGCACCGCAUCCUGCUCGUGAAGAAGGACGCAGGCGACGGCAAGUGA